Molecule: messenger RNA, 1878 nt
Organism: Lodderomyces margitis
Lineage: Eukaryota; Fungi; Ascomycota; Pichiomycetes; Serinales; Debaryomycetaceae
Gene: XKS1
Product: xylulokinase
Exons: 1
Coding region: 1-1878 (625 amino acids)
Biological process (GO): xylulose metabolic process
Cellular component (GO): cytosol
Molecular function (GO): D-xylulokinase activity
Source: RefSeq, a predicted model, not a curated record
AUGACAGACUAUUCAAAAUCGGAACACUUAUUUCUCGGGUUCGACUUAUCCACCCAGCAACUAAAGAUUAUCAUCACCAACGAGCAUUUGGACCCAUUGCAAACCUAUAAUGUCGAAUUUGAUUCGCAAUUUAAAGACAAGUAUGGUAUUCAUAAAGGGGUCAUCACUGGAGACGAAGGUGAGAUCGUCAGUCCAGUGGCAAUGUGGUUGGAUGCAAUUGAUUACCUUUUCACGCAAAUGAAGAACGACGGAUUUCCAUUUGAGAAGGUUGCUGGUAUCAGUGGUUCAGGUCAACAACACGGGUCGGUCUAUUGGUCCCAAGAGGCCAACAAUAUAUUGGAAAAAUUGAAUGCAGACUCGGAUUUGAGCAGCCAACUUAAAGAUGCCUUCUCAUGGGAAAUGUCACCCAACUGGCAGGAUCACUCAACCAUUCCCGAGGCCAAGGCAUUUCAUAAUGCUGUGGGUAAAGAAAACUUGGCCAAGAUUACUGGGUCAAGAGCUCAUUUGAGAUUCACUGGGUUGCAGAUACGUAAGUUUAUCACUAGAUCUCACGGUGAGGAGUAUAAAUCCACAUCAAGGAUCUCGUUGGUGAGCUCUUUUGUCACGAGCAUUUUGUUGGGACAUAUUACUGAAUUAGAGCAAAGUGAUGCUUGUGGAAUGAAUGUUUACGAUAUCAACAAGGCCGAUUACAGCGAUGAAUUGCUUGCUGUGGCUGCCGGUGUUCACACAAAAAUUGACGGUGUAGCAAAGGAUGAUCCAAAAUAUAAGCAAUCAAUCGAUAAUUUGAAGGAGAAGUUAGGGCCAAUUAAACCAAUCACCUAUGAAGCUUCCGGCUCUAUUGCAAACUACUUUGUAAAGAGAUACGGCUUUUCAAAAAAUUGCAAUAUUUACUCAUUCACAGGUGACAAUUUGGCAACAAUUUUGUCAUUGCCUUUGCAACCAAACGAUUGUUUGAUUUCAUUGGGAACUUCCACAACUGUUUUGUUGAUUACUGAAAACUAUCAACCAUCGUCACAAUACCAUUUAUUUAAGCAUCCAACAAUGCCAAAACAUUACAUGGGGAUGAUUUGCUAUUCCAAUGGAGCACUCGCUAGAGAAAAAGCCAGAGACGAAAUUAACAAGAAACACCACGUUGAAGAUCACAAAUCUUGGGACAAGUUUGAUGAAAUUUUAGAUGAAAGUACCGACUUUGAUGGCAAAUUAGGAAUUUACUUUCCAAUUGGUGAAAUUGUACCACAAGCACCAGCACAAACAGUUCGAGCUGUAUUGAAUAAAAAAUCAGAUCAAGAGUACGAAGUAGUUGCUUGUGAUUUAGGUAGCAACGGGUUUGACGUUGAUGAUGACGCAUUGGCAAUUGUUGAAAGUCAAACUUUGAGUUGCAGAUUACGGGCUGGUCCUAUGUUGAGUAAAUCUGGCUACCGGGAAGAUGAUGCUAAGGGAAGGGGCAACUCAGAUAAAGCCUCCAAAGCAAAAGAGUUGUACCAACAGGUGACUAAGAGGUUUGGAAAGUUGUAUACCGAUGGCAAAGAGCAAAAUGUGGAAACAUUAACCGCACGUCCAAAUAAAUGUUACUACGCAGGUGGUGCUUCAAACAACCUUAGUAUCAUUCAUAAAAUGGGACAAAUAUUUGGACCAACUAAUGGUAACUACAAGGUGGAGAUUCCCAAUGCUUGUGCUUUAGGAGGUGCAUACAAAGCUAGUUGGAGUUAUGAGUGCGAACAAAAGAAGGAGUUUAUCGGAUACGACGAGUAUAUUAAAAAGUUGUUUGACACUGAUACUGAGUUAGGUGGAUUCAAGGUUGACGAUAAGUGGUUGGAAUAUUUCGAUGGAGUUGGAAUGUUGGCAAAAAUGGAGGAGAAGUUGUUGAAAAUGGAAUAA